AUGCAGAGCAACAAGAAGGGCAUGGAUGGCUUCAGUGACUCCUCAAGCAUUGGCAGUCUGCUGGACGACGCAGACCGUGAGGUGAGCAGCCUCACCGACCGGGCCUUCCGCAGCCUGUGCAUCUCUGAGGACACUUCCUUCAGUGAGUCCCCAGAUGUCACCUGCCAGGUGCUGGGGAGUCUGCACCAGGGCACUGUGAGCCAUACACAGAGGAAAAGUGGCCUCUGGAGCCAGCUCCCCACACAGGGUGAAGAGCACACUGGCUGGGCAGCCACAUUCCAGCAGCUACCCAAGUAUGUCCAAGGAGAGGAGAAGUACUCAAAGGGCAGCCCCCCAUCCACACCAGCCCAGAGGACACUGGAAGUGCCAGCUUCUGGCCUGAGGAGCAGCAAUAAACCCCUUUCCAAAGUAUCAUCUCUAAUCAAGUCCUUUGACAGAUCAGAGAGCCAACGAAGUGAUAGCAGACCUCCCACAAGUAAAUCACCUAUUCUGAAAACAGCCCCCAAGUUUGCUCCUCUACCAGACAGUGGUGUCAACUUCUGCUUUGACUCAGCCUUUCUGACAGUCAGGAGGGUGCCUGCUGAACUCACUCACCAGAGUACCUGUCCAUCUGCCGGGAAACAGGGUGACCAGGAGUCCCCACAGAACCCUGAAACAGCCUGCCACAGCUCAUGCAGCUUCCUUCCAGCCCCUGAAGAUACCCCUAACUCCUUCGAGUCCAAGUUCCACUCCCCAGCCCACAAGGCAGGCAGAAGUGAGCCCAGGAAAGACAAGGAGUGGGCUCCAAAGGGGACCUUCCUUCACAGUGAGAACAGUGCCUUUGAGUCAUGGAGCACCCAUCACCCACGGCUGGUGAGGACAAAGGACCCAGCUGAAGGAGGCUCAGAUGGCAAAGGGCCCCAACAAUACCAGGAUAUGCCCCUGCUAAGAGAACCCCAUCCACCUGAGUGCAAAGUCUCUCCCAGCCAUGAGUGGGUGGGCUGUGGUCAAGAAGAGAACAGGCUGCCCACUGGGGCUCUCUCUACAUCUGGAGCCUGGGACUCAGGGGACCUUGAGGUCCAGGGGCUCAAUGAGGAGGGAAAACUUUCCAGCUCACAGCCAGCCACUCCAGGUAAGCCAGCCCAGCACCCAUGGAGGAAACCAAAGGCCAGCAAAGGAAGCAAAGAGAGCCAGCAGGACCCUGCUGGGGAAAAGAGCAGAGGGUACACAAAGCAGAGCCCACAGGCACUGGUGCCUACCACUGAAGGCCCUGAACUGCCUGUGGACUCCAGCAAACACUAUAUGCCUCCUUUUAACAUCAGUAAGCUCUUGACACCCAUCAUCCCCACCAAGCAUGUCCUGGACACUCUGAACAGCCAGCCAGCAUCUCCCCCAGGACAGCCCAAUGGCUACCAAGAGAAGGAGCCAGGCGAAAGCCAGUGCCAGGACAGUUACAAAUCCAAGGUCCCUAGCCUGCUGUUCAAUCUCAAAGAUGUCCGCAAGCGGGUGAAAAGCACCUACAGUCCCAGCCCUCUCUUGAAAGGCCUUGAUGAGAAGGCCAGAGACAAGACUGACAGUAAGCAAGAGUCUGUCAGUAAUGGAGUCAACUUACCUAAUGGACUUGAGGACCAUCCUGAAAGUCAGCUUUCUAAGGAGAGAAUGUCAACUGUCCCUACAACAUUGUGUGUCAGCACCUCAAAGCAUCCCAGAGCCAACCCCAGUGAGCCACCUGCAGACAACUAUCCAUCUCUUAGCUCACCUCCAGCUACCUCCAAAACCUCUUCCUGGGUCAACAGGGAGGCUGAGGCAGGUGGCUAUGAGAAGAGUGGUGCUGAUGGAGAGACAAAGCUCAACCCCUCCAGGCUGCCAUGCUGGGACCCAGACUCCAGCCAGCAUGGCCUGAAGAAGCACCUUUCUCUGAAGCUUUGCAGCCAAGACCCGGAGGCCAUGAAGGCUGCAGAGACACUGUAUGCUCACCAGCUGCAGAAUGGGUUCUGCAGGUCAGUCUCCCAGGACACAGAGCCCGAGCGGGAGGCAGGCCAGGGGAACGCAGACACCCAGCAGAAGUCCUCCCCAAGGCCCUCACCUGAGGAGGAAGAUGUGUUCUACAGUGAUGCACAGUCCGAUUUCAUGCCAGGCCUCCAAGGCAGAGCCAAAUUCAGCACAAGCUCUUCAGAUCAAUCUUUUGCCUCAUUUGAGGACCAGCAGAAAAUGUGGAGUGUCGAGAGCCAGCAGGAGGACAGGAAGAAUGACUUGAAUGCCGAUGACAGUCAGAGUGACAAGAAGGAGAGAAUAGGAGGGAAAGAUGGAGAACAAUCCUACGCUGCCAGCAAUGUGCAUGUGUGCAGAGAUGAGAAGAGUGAGAGGGACAGGUUGCCCAGAGACAGGCAGGGUGUGACUGGGGGACGAUCAGAGCAGGCAGCCGCAGAAGAAGCCGAGUUCAGAGACCCUUGGGCUGAAGCAAGUAAGGCCACAACCCCUUCCUGUGCUAAAGAUGCCUCUGUGACACCAUCUUCCACUUUGAACAAGCACAUAUUAUUUAUGAUUAAAGACAACACUCUCAGAGCCACCCCUGUAAUCAGACCCAUCAUGCUGCCCCUCCUGAAGACUGUGUCCUCAGAGGACCCAACUGGUGACCAAAAAGAGGCCACCAAGGAGUCCCUAAGGCCAGGUAAGGAUGCUGGUCUCCACUCCCCAGAGAGCCAGGGAAUGCCUGGUAUCCACUGCCAACCUUUUAAUACUCGGGCCACACACUGGAGGCACCCGGAGGACCCCAACCAGGCACCCAGUGAAGCCAAGGCAGAAAGCUUAAAGCCAACAGGGAAGAGAUAUCUCACAUCUCCUCCACUGCUGGUAGAGGGUGAUAGGGGGAGAUCACCCCCAGAUAUGGCCCCUGUGGGUGUCAGGAGCAAUAGCAGUAACAGUUCCACAGACCAGGGGAGGCUGGAUGCUCUCAAACGCAUCCCCAAGAUCACUUUACUGGAAGACAACAGAGAACAAGAGCCACCUCCACCCUUGCUGGGAACCUGUUGGGAUGAGCCAAUGCAUAGUUUCAAAAGUAACUUAUUGUCCCCACCCGGAGCAGGGACCCUGGCAAGAAGACUGGGCCCUGGGGACUUCACGACCUUGCCCAACCCCAGGUCCCUGGAGGGGGAUAGUGCAUGCUCGCCCACCACCAGCAGUGUCUGGGAGGAUGCCUCCCAGGCCCCCAGUGACUUGGGCUCACCACAACAGGAACCCUGGGCCCGUCUCAGCCCUGGGUCAGUCACCCGGCGAGAAGAUCUGACCCAUGCCUUAUGGUGUGAGGAGGCCUCUGACCCUCAACUUGAACCAACAGCACAAAACCUCAGACCUCUCUCUCCAAGAGGCUCUCUUGAGGAUAUGGCCACUGCUUCAGCAAGCUUCCCAGAGAGACCAGAUAGACCAGUGGGCAAGCCACCUGCAGUCCCCCCCAAAACUGAAAAAGCCCUGAGGCGGGCAAAGAAACUGGCCAGCAAGAGGAGGAAGAAAGAUCAAGGGCGAGGGAGACUGGACGAACCCUGGGAGGAUAGGCCCUGGCCGGAGGACUCAAAGCACACCGGGCAGAGGCCACUGUCCCCUGAGGAGGUGCCCCGGCGACUCAGUCUCCCCUCAGUCAGGUCCCUGCCCCCUCCCAUGCAUCGUCACUCUGUGUCCAGCUUUUUGGAGCACAGCAGAAGGCAACCAGGGUUUUUUCAGCCAGGCAAGCCUCUGUUCCCUUAUCCCACCACACAGAAGGUCCUCCAAGACCCCCAGUCUGGAAAGUACUUUGUCUUUGACUUACCACUCCAAGUGAAAAUCAAGACCUUCUAUGACCCAGACACAGGCCGCUAUCUCAAGGUCCCCAUCCCGUCCUCAGCAGGGGACUCCCCAGAGUCACUCCCAACAGAUGCACUGCCUAACUCCCUCCUGCUGUUUCCUGGCUUCCGGCCCCUCCCUGUGACAGCCCUGACACCCCUGAGGUGCACCUCCCAGCUCUCUACUCCCACCUUCAUGAGACCGAGGCCUCCCACUGCCACCGAGCUGGCCACUGUUGGGCACCAGGGCUCCCACAAGGCUGGUCUGCAGCAUACCUCUCAGGUCUUCAGAGACUCCACUCAACAUGACCCUGGCCAGCACCUCGAUGGGCUUCCCCAGAACCCAGAAAAGGAGGACAGAGAUGCUCCAAGACUAGAGAUCAUUGCCAUCAAUGACUUAGAAGAUUUUGCCACGGAAGGCAUUUCUUGA
Messenger RNA from Elephantulus edwardii (Cape elephant shrew), 4224 nucleotides. RefSeq names its product chromosome unknown open reading frame, human C10orf71 (gene CUNH10orf71). NCBI's taxonomy places the organism in Eukaryota, Metazoa, Chordata, Mammalia, Macroscelidea, Macroscelididae. Gene Ontology annotation, biological process: positive regulation of calcineurin-NFAT signaling cascade. Bases 1 to 4224 code for a protein of 1407 amino acids. Gene Ontology annotation, cellular component: Z disc. The transcript has a single exon. The record is from RefSeq and is a predicted model, not a curated record.